Molecule: messenger RNA, 5167 nt
Organism: Amphibalanus amphitrite
Lineage: Eukaryota; Metazoa; Arthropoda; Thecostraca; Balanomorpha; Balanidae
Product: (E3-independent) E2 ubiquitin-conjugating enzyme-like
Exons: 28
Coding region: 341-4102 (1253 amino acids)
Source: RefSeq, a predicted model, not a curated record
GUCAGAAUCCCCGCAUUGCGUAAUGAGCAAGCGUUGAUUACAAAUCUAUCCAAUCUACCUAUCACUUUUCGCGUGGACGCUGGGCGAGAAUUUCAAUUUAAAGUCGCUCAUGCAUUAGCUGUAGAAAAUAAUAUUGUUUCACAUUUUUGCAUAGGAGCUCAGACUCUCCGGAGAUAAGCUCAGCACUGUGACACUGCAAUGCAGAGUAAAUGAACCACACUCGGUUGGAGUGCUUCCUACUCCCUGCGACUUUUGCAAGUUUUGGCUUGUAGUAGGGACGAAAAGGUCUAAUCUGUGAAAAAGAGCAAGCUGACCUAACAUUUUCUUAGAUUUAAUCAAGAUGGCUGCGAACGAGUGCAUGUAUUUCUAUGAGGAUGAAGUGUACCGAAUCACGAAGAGAGGCAAUCUGGAGUUCGGAAUGGUGCUUCAGAAUGCAGAUGUCGAUACAGAUGAAGAGGAAUCAGGCUCUGAAGAAAUGGAAAAACUAAAGAAUGGUCACAUACUAGUGGCUUGGCAUCCAAGGGGUGAAGAGGAUGUCAUCCAUGAGAAGAAGGUGGGUCUCUCGGACCGGUGUCUGAUGCCUGGGGACAUCGUCCGCCGUCUGGUUCCCGGUCAGGACACACAACGUGGCUACUGCCGCACAAUCACCAUGAAGGCCACAGUGCAGGUGGUGGGCACGCGACAGGUCAUCUACAACGUAUCCAGUGAUGAACUGAUUCCUCUGGAGGAGUUCGCGCCCGACAUCGCCGUCUGUAUGGACGCCUGGGUGGGAAUCAUCAACUCGGUGACUUCGGAGGUGGAGCUGCAGUUUCCCGACGGAUCCACCUGCCUGCUCACUGACGACGAGGCAGCCGAGCUCGACGAUCCGUCGGGACGACGACUCACGGACUCUGAGUUUCGCGUGUGGUUCUACCCGGGUCAGAAGCUACUGGGACCGAUGAAGGCUUUCCAGAACGCCGUCUGGACCUCUUGCUACAAGGACACACAGGCGCUCAAAGAGUGGCGCAAUAAACGAGUCAAGGUGACGGUGACCAAGUACCACGUGACUUCUCUGAACGUCCACUGGCAGUGUCGUGCCGUCACGGCUGAGGGUAGUCUCGACCAGCCGUCCUAUGUCAUCACCGGAGACGAUCUCAAACGGGUACGAAUGCUCAACACAUUCGAGCCGUGCACUCUCCAGCUGGGUGACAUGAACACCUACAAACUCCGGGAGAAUGACAUCAUCAUGACGCUAGACGAGUGGAAGAGACUGGAGAAGAGUGCCAUUAGGACGGGCAGGAGGGUUCAGCCCGGCGCGGCGCACUCGAAACCAGCGGCCGCGGCGACGGCGGCGGCGGUGGCGGCGACUGGUGGGGCUGCGGCCAACCCAGCUACAUCAACAGCAUCUACUGCGUCCGCGGGGGCAGCUGCAGCGGGGGCGAUGGCCGCUCCGGCGGCGCCUGAGGCCUCCGCCAGCCCCCCAGAGGCAGCGGCAGCGGCUCUGACGAACGGCACAGAACAGGACGACGAGAUGGGCAGUGUCAGCAGCUACAGCAGCGUCGGAUCGGCCGGUAAGCGCACCCGCCGAGGUCUCAGCCUGAAGACGCACGUCAUGAAGAAACGCAAGCUGAAGCGCUCGCGGCCCUGUCGUCAGCCAACGUACGAGACACGCUCCUUCUCUCCGGGCGAUACACUGGUGGUGGAAACCGUGAAGACGGUGUCGUGGGUCACUGUCGUCUGGCAGGACGGCUCAGUGGAGGAGGACAUACCGUCCGUCAGUCUGCAUCCGUCCCACCAUCUGGACGAGCACGAGUUCUUCCCAGGCGACUACGUGGUCGAACAGAAGACCGAAGUGGGCCCGGCAGAGUACGGCGUGGUGCAGCAUGUGGACCACGCCGGGCGGACGGCGCUCGUCAACUGGUACCAGAUCUACCUGUUUGGCAGCGACGCCAGUCCUCAACUACUGCGUCAAACCGAAGCCUCUGUGUACGACCUAUCCGACCACCCGGACUUCCGCUACCGGCCCGGUACGGUGGUGGUCAGCGUAUCACCGAAAAACAGAGUCAUCACGGAUACUGACGGAGAGGAGAGCAGAGAGAGUGGCGGAGGGGAUGGAGCGAGGGAGGUUACGCUAGCCCACUGCGGUUCAAACGGACCUGCGGCGGGCGGCGGCGACCCAGCUCCUCCAGCCCCCGCAGCUCCAUCAGCACCCUCAGCACCGUCAGCUCCAUCAGCUCCCUCAGCACCGUCAGCUCCGGCAGCUGAAAAUACUACCGAGGAUACAGCGGCGCCGCCGGGCUGCGGCCAUGCCGGGCAGGUGCUCGAUGUGCUGACAUCUGGCGAGGUGAAGGUGUGGUGGGCGAACGGCACCACGUCCAACUGCUACCCGCAGGACCUAUUUAGGGUUGGCGAGUAUGACUCGGAUGAGGGCGAGCUGUGGGACAACCACGACUCUGCCGACUCCACCGAGUCACAGUGGGAGACUCAGUCCGAGGAGUCAAUGGUCGCCGGAGAUGAACCCAACUCGGAGCAGGCAGAGACGCCCCUGAACGAACGUCUGAAACCCCGCCUGGCCGCCAUCAUUGAGAAAAUCCGGGUGACGAUGUCUCGACUGGAGGAGAUCUUUACUCAAAACUCUGCUCUUCAGAGUCCGCUCAUCAUGCGCCAACUGCUGGACAUCUAUAAAAACUCCAGGUGUUUGGACAAACUCAUGGACACCACUUUCUUCGACGAGUCGCACUUUGGUGGUCUCGUGAGUCAGAUUCGUGAGCGCUCCAAGGCGUUCGCAGCCCAGCGGGAGAGCGCCGCGUCCUGCCGGCUGGCCGAUGGUGGCGACGCCAGCGGCGACUCGGCGAACCAACCGGCCACCGGCGCAUCUGUACCCGGCGGCGCCAGCGCCCUGGUGGAGUGUGGAGAGUUUUGUACCAUGGUCAAGGCGCAGCUACUACUUGCAUACGAGGAAGUAGUUCGUCGGUACGGCAUCUCUCUGAACAGCACUUCCGUGACUCUGGAGUCGGCCACCAGUCCGGCCGGCGACGACUCGGGAAUCAACGGGGACCUGAGGACGGAAGAUGGUACUGAGGAGACAGAGCCGGCCUCUGCUGACCACUCCAAGGAACCGUCCACCCCCGGCCCGACCACCGCCGCUGGCGACUCGGCGCCGCAUGUGCAAGAGUUCACCACUUUGCCGGCGGUUCCGGACGGUCACAAGUUCAAGGUCAGCCUGUUCCAGCCGGUGGGCGUGGACAGUCACACGUUUAUGAAGGCGGUAAGACGUGAGAUCCGACUGCUCACACGCUCACUGCCCGACGGCAUCAUCGUCAAAGGAUACGAGGAGCGCAUGGACCUCUAUUCUGUGAUGAUCACCGGUCCCCGUCGCACGCCGUACGAGGACGGUCUGUUCUUCUUUGAAGUGCAGCUGUCUCCCGAGUACCCGCGCACACCACCUGUGUUCCACUACAUCAGUUACUGCUCGGACCGACUGAAUCCGAACCUGUACGAGGACGGAAAGGUGUGCGUCUCGCUGCUCGGCACGUGGGGAGGACGCGGCUCAGAGGUGUGGUCAUCAUCCUCCAGCCUCAUGCAGGUGCUCGUCUCCAUACAGGGACUGAUUCUGGUCGCUGAACCCUACUACAAUGAGGCUGGAUACGAGAAACAGCGCGGCUCACAGCAAGGUGCCGAAAACAGUCGGCUCUACAAUGAAAUGGUGAUCCUGAAGCUGGUGCAGUCGCUGACGGCCAUUCUGCGGAACGCACCCUCCGUGUUUGAAGAGGAGGUGGCCGAACACAUGAGGACACGAGCGCACAAACUGAUCGCCCGUCUGCGCCACUGGCUCAGUGUCUCCGAGGCCGCCACUGCCGCCGGCGGAGCCACACCAACCACUGAUGGAGUGGCGCCCAGUGAGUUUGACCGUCCCGACUUCCCGCUGCUGCCGGCGUCUCGUGGUUUCGGUAUCACACUGAGGAAGACCCUGCAGACCUUUGAGAAGGCUCUGGAGGAAUGCGGCGUAGAGGACACCGCUCCAGCCAAUGAAAAAUCUACCACCCCCUCCACCACCCCGGCCGCAGCCCCCUCUGGAGCCUCCACCUCCAACCCAACCACCACAGAUAACCCCACCAGCUAGCCAAGACGAUACUAGACUCCAUAUCUUCAAUUCCGCGGCGUAAGUCUGUGGGCCGACCGUGCGGCCGCUCAUCAGACUUAACGCCGCUGCCAUGCUCCGUUUUGCCAGCUUUAGAUCGGCUCGUACGCUCGGCUAUGAUGGUUUUGGAGGUUCAUAUGGCCUCGGAUGAAGUAAAAGGCUGAGUGAUGAAAGCUGAUUCAAGAAGGGCGAUUGCGUCUUGCCGGUGCAUUGUUGCGUUCAAGCAGCCCUAACUUGGUGGGUGCGCGGCUAAGACGGAGCGCUAUUUGAGGUGUUUUCUUGGAUUGUGAGUUUGUGAAGGAUUCACUGUUGAUACAGAAAACGUGUGAUCUGUGGCUGGCUGCCUUGUGUUGGAAAGGACGCUCACGUGGCGAGGAAGGCAGAGGAACGAUUUUGUUGGUCUGGCGACUGCCCGCCCUAAGGACACUUCAUCACGGGCAAGAACCCAAAUGAGUUAGCUGGUCUGGUGACCGGCUACCCUAAGAACACUUCGUCGUAGGCAAGAACAAAAGAGAAGUCGAGAAGAGCUUGGGAGGAAGGUCAGAAAUAGGCCGGAGAAGGCCGUUUGUCAUGAGUUUGCGGCUUCGUGUCGCACUACCGAACACGACGCAAGAUCGGUCGAAACAUGAGCUGAUGCCACAGGUUAGUGAUUCACAGGCAGGGCAGGCACUUGCCAGGACAACUCCGCAGUGUACUGUAGUAUUAAUCCACAUUUGUUUCGUUAUAUUAUACGUUUUCAACUAUUUGGCUUCUGGUAUAUUGCACUGCAAUGAAGUACAGACAUUGCAAAGACCGACGUACGCGCGAUGUGCGAUGCGUGUAUCUAUAAACUUAAACGUCGAUCGUAAGUCGCUCUUGCCGCCGAUUUGGUGUCCCGUUACCCAUUCUUUGGCGUGCUAUGGAUUGUGUGAACGAUUGACUGCUUGUGUUUGCAAUGAAGUUUGUGGAAAAGUCGCUGGGAUUGUGAAAAAUACUGGUCGCGUUGUCGUCAGUCGGUGGGUGCGGCCAUGUCUUAAACGUGCAUAAAGAAUAAAUCUGUCAAGCUUG